Molecule: messenger RNA, 1726 nt
Organism: Aureobasidium subglaciale EXF-2481
Lineage: Eukaryota; Fungi; Ascomycota; Dothideomycetes; Dothideales; Saccotheciaceae
Exons: 4
Coding region: 36-1349 (437 amino acids)
Biological process (GO): intracellular protein transport; clathrin-dependent endocytosis
Cellular component (GO): cytoplasmic vesicle; AP-2 adaptor complex
Molecular function (GO): clathrin-cargo adaptor activity
Source: RefSeq, a predicted model, not a curated record
CUGUCAUCUUGAACGACAAGUCAACAGGAGCCGCCAUGAUUUCAGGCAUCCUCAUUUUCAAUCAAAAGGGUGAAAACCUCAUCUUUCGUGCCUUCCGCAAUGACUGCCGCCCUCGUCUCGCCGAUGUCUUCCGUAUCCAGGUCAUCUCCAACCCACUGGUUCGCUCGCCCAUCUUGACUCUUGGAUCGACCACUUUUAGCCAUGUCAAGCACGAGAACAUCUUUAUUGUCGCCGUCACAAAGGGCAAUGCAAAUGCUGCUCUGGUCUUCGAAUUCCUGUACCGCUUGAUUCAAUUGGGCCGCUCCUACUUCGCAAAGUUCGACGAGGAGGCCGUCAAGAACAACUUUGUCCUGAUCUACGAGCUACUCGAUGAAAUCCUCGACUUUGGCUAUCCUCAAAACACAGAUACAGACACGCUCAAGAUGUACAUUACCACAGAAGGUGUCAAGUCCGAGAGAAGUCUGGUCGAAGACUCGUCCAAAAUCACAAUGCAAGCCACCGGAGCAAUGUCGUGGAGACGAGACAACAUCAAGUACCGCAAGAACGAAGCCUUUGUCGACGUCAUCGAAGACGUCAACCUCCUCAUGUCUGCCAACGGCACUGUCCUACGUGCUGAUGUCAAUGGUCAAAUCGAAAUGCGCGCCUACCUCUCGGGCACCCCCGAGUGCAAGUUCGGUCUCAAUGACCGUCUGACCCUGGGUGAAGAAGCCCUGGCCUCGCCCUCUGGGAACAUGGCUGGCACAAAGGCCACAAAAGCUGCUGCUGGUAGCGUCACUCUCGAGGACUGCCAAUUCCAUCAGUGUGUGCGUCUGGGCAAGUUCGACACGGACAGGACGAUUUCCUUUAUUCCUCCCGACGGCAGCUUCGAGCUGAUGCGAUACCGUGCCACCGAGAACAUCAAUCUGCCAUUCAAGGUCCACGCCAUUGUCAACGAGAUUGGGAAAACAAAGGUCGAAUACAGCAUCGCCAUCAAGGCAAACUACGGCUCAAAGCUUUUCGCUACCAACGUCGUCAUCCGCAUUCCGACACCCUUGAAUACCGCCUCUAUCACCGAGCGAACCUCCCAAGGCAAGGCGAAAUACGAGCCCGAGCACAACAACAUAGUGUGGAAGAUUGCUCGUUUCACCGGUGGCUCCGAAUACGUGCUCAGCGCUGAAGCUCAACUCACCUCAAUGACCAAUCAGAAGGCCUGGAGUAGACCACCCUUGAGCUUGAACUUCUCACUGCUCAUGUUUACGAGUUCAGGCUUGCUGGUCAGGUAUCUCAAGGUUUUCGAAAAGAGUCAAUACAGCAGUGUCAAGUGGGUGCGAUACAUGACACGAGCAGGCAGUUAUGAGAUACGUUUCUAAAAACAAUCGGCAAUCGGCAAUCGGCAAUCGACAGUCGUCACGCAUCAUUGGGUCUUUAGCAUGGCGUCUUCUUGUAAGCAAAAGCACAAAAGCAUCUUUGCAAGGGGGGUUUCACCAACGGCGUUUUUUACUUCACCAUUUUCCCAUUACAUCUUUGAGAUACCCGCGUGAUCAGAGGCCAACGUUUGUUUCUGUUUCUCGCUUCUCUUUCUCUCUUGGUCUCUUGAGCAGGGUCACGCAUCCAAUUUUUUCGUUCUAACUGUAUAAAUAAGUGGUUCUUUUCCUGAAGUUGGAAAUCCUGAAGCGAUUGAUGGUAUCUGUCUCAUAUGUGUUGUGAUUCAGGUUGUGUUUCUGUGACAGUGCUGGUCGUGUCGGUU